UUUUGAUUCGUUGCAUUGUGAAAGGCUUCUUUUUAUUGGAUGAAGAUUGUAAAUAGAUGAAACAUGGCCGAUAUUAGUACAAAGCAGAAACUAUAUUCACUCAUAGAAGAUGUUGAGCUCAUAUCCAAAGAACUUUUUGAGGUGGCUGCUACACCUAAGAGUCAACAGAAGCCAGAUGCUAUGGAUUCCAUUACAUUGGUUGAAUUGGUGACAAUGAAGGACAAAGAAAUCAAAGAAACCUUAAAGUUAGCUGCCGAGCAAGCAGAAAUACAGAAGACAAUCGAUGAAUUAAGGACAGAAGUGGACAAAAGGGACGCAGAAAUUAAACAUUUACAGAAGAAUCUCAAGGAGGCAGAAACAAUACUGUCUACAGCAAUUUAUCAAGCCAAACAAAAACUGACAGCUAUCAAUCAAGCCAACAACAGAAAGAUCUCCUCAGAAGAACUCAUUAAGUUUGCACACAGAAUCAGCGCCAGUAACGCUGUGGCCUCACCCCCCACCUGGAUGCCGGGUGAUCCACGGAGACCGUACCCAACAGAUUUUGAGAUGAGGCUUGGAUUCCUGGGUAAAGUCGGGGAUCUUCCUUUGAACACCCCAGUAUUACAAUCACAAGGUUCAUACGGGGAGCCCAUGUCUAGUAACAGAAACACCGCUCAGACAGAAGGCACCCCAACUUCUUCUUCAGCGGGUUGGCACUCAGAAUUAGGUCUCGGGGCUAGUGGUGGAAAUAGUCAGAUCCUGGCAGACUUCAAGGGACCCAAAACGGAAAGUGAGGAUGUGGGAUUCAUGUCCAGUGACUCUUCUAGCAGCAGUUUAUCUAGUGACGAAUGAUAAUAAAAUGUUCUACAUGUA
Molecule: messenger RNA, 852 nt
Organism: Magallana angulata
Lineage: Eukaryota; Metazoa; Mollusca; Bivalvia; Ostreida; Ostreidae
Product: mediator of RNA polymerase II transcription subunit 4-like
Exons: 6
Coding region: 64-831 (255 amino acids)
Biological process (GO): regulation of transcription by RNA polymerase II
Cellular component (GO): mediator complex; core mediator complex
Molecular function (GO): transcription coregulator activity
Source: RefSeq, a predicted model, not a curated record